GGUUAUGUUCAGUUAUAUCUUUAUUGUAAGGUUAACUUUGAUCUUGGCACGAGUUGCCUUUAAAAGACUUUGCAAUACGUUUGUAAAAUUUCAUUAUUUAACAACAUUCUAUUUCUAGUUGUUAAGAAUACAUUUUCUAGAUAAUCAUGGUGGAGGAGAUUCAAAAGAAGCUACAGAAUGAAAUUGAUAAAUUAAGACAGAUGCAAAAAGAUUACAAUAAAAUGUUAAGUCAGAGGCAACAAUUAGAUGGACAACUAAAUGAGAAUAUCAUGGUGAAAAAGGAGUUCGAACUUCUAAAAGAAGACAAUGAUGUAUUCAAAUUAAUUGGACCUGUGCUUGUGAAACAAGAUUUGUACGAAGCUAAACAGAAUGUCGACAAGCGUAUGGAUUAUAUCACAGCUGAAUUGAAACGCGUUGAUGACAUGUUAGCUACCACGGAAAAGAAAUUGGAUACUCAAAAGGAAAUGUUAGAAAAAUUGCAAAGUGCGUUCCAGCAAGCUCAACUCAAGGCCUCACUAAACCAAUCAAAAUCAUAAUGUCACAAAUACUAGCUUUGUGGAAGUGAGCAAGUGUAUCCAACAGCCGUCAACCAUGUAGUUUUUGUUGGUUAUUCCACUCUUGGGCCGAAUUUCCACUGAGCGCGUCACGCAUCGACAUCAACAAUACUUUCGAUACACUCGAUCUUUCAUGCCUUUUUUAAGAGUGGAUUUUCACUGAGCGCGUAACGCGUCACGCGUCGCGUUAUCUGUCGC
Linepithema humile (Argentine ant) is the source of this 752-nucleotide messenger RNA. It is a transcript of the gene Pfdn6, whose product is annotated as prefoldin 6. Gene Ontology annotation, biological process: protein folding; chaperone-mediated protein complex assembly. Gene Ontology annotation, molecular function: protein-folding chaperone binding. Gene Ontology annotation, cellular component: prefoldin complex; cytoplasm. The record is from RefSeq and is a predicted model, not a curated record. Lineage: Eukaryota; Metazoa; Arthropoda; Insecta; Hymenoptera; Formicidae.